This is a messenger RNA of Prorocentrum cordatum, 5143 nucleotides long. The record is from the annotation of a GenBank genome assembly. Lineage: Eukaryota; Dinophyceae; Prorocentrales; Prorocentraceae.
UCCCUCAACGAGACAGCUGACUACAUGCUUCGCCACCACCCCCAACGACCACUUCAAGAAGGUGCGAGGACCCAUCUCUACACGGACGGCUCCAAAAACCCGAAGAAGCCGAGCGACGACGCCUGGCCCGUGGUGAUCGUAGGUGACGACAGCCUCGGCUUCAGCUUCCAAGGGGCCAUCAUAGGGAAGCACAAGAGCGGUGCCGACAUCGCCCUCAAGGACAACGUCGAGCACGAGACCACCUCCACGACAGUCGAGAUCACAGCCCUGAUAUGGGCCUUCGCCUGGGUGGUACACCACAACCCCCUCUACAUCACCGCGAUUUCCACGGACUCGCUCGGCGCGCUGCAGCUCGCGAAGAGGCUAGCCUUCACCGACCGCGACCCCAAGCUCGUCAGGACACUCUGCAUCCUCUACGACAUGGUCUGCAACAAGAUCGACCUGCAGCACGUCCACGCCCGCGACUAUAACCCAUGGAACGAGGUUGCCGACGCCGCCGCCAACCACGGACGCCUGCAAGAAGUCACACCUCCUCAACCAGAGUGGGCAAGCGUCAUGGACGGCGCAUCCCAGCGGGACUGGGAGUUCCUCAUUGAUGCGGACCCCAACGCCAAGGAGGCCUACCGUGUCUUCGCCCUCGGCAAUCUCACAGAUCAAAGGGUCGAGACGACCGCCGAGGCCCGUCACUUCCACAACCCCUCCGAGCCCAACGACAAGAAUAUCAUCGUAGAAAUAAACAUCGCCACCUUCAACAUCCAGUCGGGGAGAGCGCCAAAGGAAGGUCAAGAUGACGGCGCCAGGUGCGCCAACGCCAACUGCUACCACAUCAUUUCCAGCGGCCACACAGGGUUCAACUACGGCUGCGAGCCCCAUGUCCUCCUCAGCAAACCCUACGGCAAGAACGACAAAAAGGAGCUCUUCUUCAAACCUGACCAGUUCACAGUCAUUGUCAAGGACCCCAGGCUCCCCAUCGUGCGCGUUGCCGCCCCAGGCUUCAAACGCGCGCCUGCCGUCGCUCGCGCCCCGCGCUCGAAAGCCCUCGCGACCGAGAAGGAUAGCUACUGGAAGAUGCUCGCGGGUACCACGGAAAAGCACCAAGUCAGCACCAUUCUCUUCGAUGCCAACGCCAGGACAGGAAGCAACGCCAGCACGGCCAUCGGCGAUAAGGGCUUCAAGCAAAACGAGGACCCAACCGGACACAGUCUACAUGAGCUGCUCCUGACCAACCACCUGGCGGCCGCCAACACCUUCGUAAGUCAUGGACCAGAGCAUCAUACCUGGCACUCGGGCAAGGACCCUCAUCGCAUCGACUACGUCAUCAUCCCGAAGGGCUACAUAGACUCCAUCGAGGAGUGCGCCGUGCUCUACGGCAUAGACAGCGGCCAAGACCCAGAGACCAAGGACGACCACUACCCCGUCAAGAUGCAGCUUGCCUGCCAGAUCGUCUCGUCCGUCAUCAAAGGUAUCCCCAAGUUCGACGAGAGCAAGCUAGCCGACGAAGGGUGCCGCAAGAAGUUCUGCGAGAAACUUGACGAGGUCAAACGCCCGCCCUGGGACACCAAUCUCAACGAGCACCUCGCCACAGUCACAGAGAAGAUCACGGGGGCCGCUUACGAGUGCUUCCGCUCCAACAGCCGCACCCCGCACAAGCCCUACCUUACCAGGCAAUCCUUUGCUCUUCUGCGAGUUCGCCGAUCGGUACUCAAGACGACGCGGGCCGCCAAGAAGAACGGGAUUGCCCACCACUUCGGUGACAAGAGACUACGCUACACUGCAAAGAUCAUCGCGAGGGCGACCCCCCCGCCCGACCCCUCAGAUGCGAGUGCCCUGGCUGCUCUCAGCGACUAUGUCAAACUCGUGGUGGCCUCCAUCAUAUUCAGCACUCCCAGUCUAGCUUCCCACGUCGUGGAACCCGACAACGCCAACACUGCGCACAGCGCCCAGCACUGUUUCGACGCCCUUCUCCUAUUCCUCAGGACGCCUAAGUCGAUACUACAGAAGUGGAUCACGACAGACCGCGACGACCUCCUCGAGAGAUGCGCCGAUGAGAUGGGCGCAGCGAUCGACGGCCACGCCCCCCGUCUAGAGGCCCUGUACGCCAAGCGACGACUGGCCCUUGGAGGACGACAGUCAAAGAAGCCGCCGACGCCCAUCAUCCGCACCAACGACGACGGGGAGCCCAUCGCCAACAAGAGUGAGAUCGCCGACCACGCACUAGCAUUAUAUGGCAAAGUUGAGCAAGCUAUUGCCACGAAUGCAGAUGGGGUAGCAGCCGACUACAACAGGAGGACCCGCCAUGCAGGGCCAGAACCAAAUAUCCAAAACAUAAUACCCAAGCACCAGCUGACCAGCCAGCUCGCCGCCGCCAAGCGAGGCCGCCGAGGAGGCCCUCACCAGCUCACCGACGACAUGUCCAGAGCCAGUCCUGAAGGGAUGGAUCGCCUGCUCCACCCCGCCCUAGUCAAGGCCCAAUUCGAGAGCACCGAGCCCAUCGCCGCCAAAGGAGGGUACUCUACCUAUUUCCACAAAGGACAGGGCGCCAUGGUGGCCACGGAUUUCAUUACUCACACCAGUCUCGCCUUCAUCUGCGACUGCCAGAGAUCAAGAUCAUGCAGCAUCACCUUCCUGAACCUCAGGGAGGCCUUCCACUCCGUCAUCAGGGAAUUAUGCAUGCCAUUGCCGACCACCGCUGGCGAGCCCAACGAGCUCACCGAACGGGUCGACAUUCCCGACUUCAUCAGACCAGCCCUAAAGGAACGACUCCAGCAACCCGCAUACAACAACCAGCACAUCGACGACGAGCACCCAUGCCACAUGAUCGCAGAUCACCACACCUCCAACUGGAUGACAGCCAAGAGCGCUAGGCAUUACCAGCUGCCUCGGACCAGCACGCGACCUGGGGUGCCAUACUCGGAUGUCGCCUUCAACAUACACUUCGCCAUCAUGCUGAGGGCAAUUGACCAGGCAGUUCGAGAGGGAGGUAGCACGCUCACAAACAUGUCCUUCGUCGACGACCUCACCGACUACAACUCGACCGCCAUCGCCGGCGACCUGAUCAACACGGCAGCCCUGGCAGCAGCCAGGCCCUGCACAGCAGCAUUCGGGCAUGGACUGAAGCCGCGCCCUGAAAAGACCAAGGCCAUCCUCAUGCACUACGGCGCGGGGGCCAAGAAGGAGAAACAGCGGAUAGCCAAGGAGGGAAUCACAUACCUAGAGCUGGACGGACUCGUGGUCAAGGCGCAGCUGGUAACGCAACAGAAGGCCCUCGGGACCAUCGUCUCGGCGGGCGGGGUCAUGGGGCCAGAGAUCUGCCUAAGGGCCAAUCGUACAAUUGGCGCAGCUCGGCCUCUAGAGAAGCAGAUCCCCCGCCGCAAGAAGCUCUCGAAGAAAGCCAAGGUCAAGUACGUCCACUUUUUUUCGACAUCCUCGCUUACCUACAACCACCAUGUCUGGAACGACCUGACCCAGAAAGACGUGAAGCACAUUUCCGCCAAAUACAUGGGCCCAUACCGCGCGGCCGCUUCACUACCCAAGACCAACUCACCCGACCAGCGCAUCUCCGAGGCCGAGGCGAUCGCCAAGACAGGCUUACCCGACUUCACCACUCACCACUCGAUUGCGAGGCUACGAUACUUGCCCAGACUCUUGGGUCACGCUCCAGCAGUUCUACUUCAUCCACUCGACGGCCAGCGCCAACGAAAAGGCAAAUGGAGCCGCCAGCUCAAGAAAGACUUCGGCUUCCCACGCAAGUACUUACCAAAAGAAAAGUGGCCCAGCCAAACCCAGCACGACCGCGGCAUCAUCAACUGGGCCCGACAGAAGCCGAAGCUAUUCACCUACGCGGUCAAGGCGGCUUUAAAGGCAUACAUCCCCCACACUCGCGACCAAGCUCAAGGCGCCAAGCUCCAUCAGGACAUCUUGAUGACCCCGGCAGGUAACGCAACCGAAGUGAUGGACCUCAGCGACGACGCGAACAACAUGAAGUAUGUCUGCUACGCCUGCGGCCGAGUUGCCUCCAGGCAAGGCAUGCUAAUCCAUAUGGGCAGGGACCAUCCAGACCAUGAAGACCCGCGCUUCUGGGCGACAGGGACAGCGUGCCGAUGCUGCCAGACCGAGCACCACUCUCUUCCCAAGCUCAUCAAGCACUUAUCGGUGGCUCACCGCUGCCGCAAAUCCUGGCACGCCUGGCGCGCCCAGACGAUGGGGCCUCUGACGGAGCAGCAAAUAGCAGACAACAUUGCCGCCAUCGCCGAGGCCACAAAGGCCAACCAGAAGCAUGGAAGACACCCAACAUUUAGCGACAAGCCAGCCUACCCGUACGACAUCACGCCGCUGCCUCUCCUUGAGACGUCGCCCGCCCUACCCAAAACAUUUGCAAGACUCGAGUCAUCACCAAGCAGACCACCCGCGUGCUCGCCCGCAGAAUCAGCCGAGCGCCAAGAAACCGUCUUCAUCACGGACCGCCCUCGACAGGCCGCCGACCUCCAACAGAUCAUGGCCAGCUACGGGAUCACGAGCAUCAGCAGACUGGACUACACGCAGAUCGCCAUCCCCAGCGAUGGCCACAUCUCAGAACUCCCUACAAUACUUCGGCGAGCACAACGCAGGAUCCUACAUGGCGAGGUUGCUGCCAUCUACGUAGAGUUCCCACGACGUACCUGGUACUUGCACGAUCCCACCGACGUUCUAGGCAGCAGAGCAAGCAAGCGGCGCACCCCAGAGGCACCCUGGGGCAUGCCUCAAGUCUCCGGAACCAUCGCCGAUGAGCUAUUCGCCGCCAACAAAGUCACACGAGAGGUCUUGCGUAUAAUCUUCACGGCAAACACUACCAGAGUACCAUUCGUAGCAGCCAUCUCUGCCGAGUCGAUCACCAGACAGACUCCAGAAUAUCGGCACAUCGCCAACCUGACAACCGUCUACGAGACCCUUACGAACAACUACGACCUCGGUACCAUACAAAUCCUCGACAACGGCACCCGCGACGACCUCCGCAACAUAAUGCACAUGGCAAACGAAGAGGAUAUCGCUUUCACCAUCGCCGACCUGCUCGACGGCAACAUGGUGGCUAUAUGGGGCCUCAGAACGGCUACCGCUGCUCCUACCAGCCAGAACAUGAACACCAACGACGCCUACUACAUCGAAC